This is a messenger RNA of Cuscuta campestris, 1537 nucleotides long. NCBI's taxonomy places the organism in Eukaryota, Viridiplantae, Streptophyta, Magnoliopsida, Solanales, Convolvulaceae. The record is from the annotation of a GenBank genome assembly.
UUUUAAUCUUUAUAUUUUUUACUACUAUAAUCUUUACUAGCAUAAAGAUUAUGGUAGACUCUGGCGUUGUUCGUGUAUCAAAGUUGGAGACCGAAAGCUUGAACGGUUACGUUUGCACUUUCAACGCUCUUCCUACGAAUUCUCCGUUUUUACCGUUACCGGAGAAAGAGAAUGAGUCAAGAAGCAAGCAACGAUGGACAAGCCGCCCCACAUGGGGAGCCUGAGCACGUGAGUGUGCACACGGAAGCGUCGAACUUCACACCCCAUCAAGUCCCAGAGCAGGUAGCCCCGGGCGCGGGCCCUGUUCCGGGAGUCGUUCCCAUCAAUCAGCCGCAGUUUGCGGCUAACUUCAUGAAUUUCCUCCAGCAGUGGGCUGGCGCAUAUGUUCCACCACCCCCACCACUGCCACCACCGGUGGUUGUGGUCACCAUCGAGAAGCUCUGGAAGAAUGGGGCUGAAGCGUUCUUAGGCGACCAGAUCGCCAAGCGAUGGUUUGAGCGAACCGCUCGAGUUUUGGGAAACCUUAGGGUUCCACACAAUCAGCGCGGCGACCUCGCAGUCGCAUUACUACAGGAUUCUGCCUACGACUGGUGGAAACGCGUGGGAGCAGACGUCCCUGAGCCCGUGCAGUGGGCCACCUUUGAUCGACUUUUACAUGAAGAGUACGUUCUAGAGCACUUCGUCGAGGCGAAGCGAGAGGAGUUCCCGAAGUUCACUCAGGGCAAACUCACACUACCCGAGUAUCGUCAGAAGUUUGACGAGCUCGCGGGGUUUGGGCAAGACCUCGUCCCGACCAUGGAGAAGCGAUGCAAGCGCUUCGUGGAGGGUCUACGCCCCGACUUAUCAGCUCAUUUGAUCACCGCCCCUCGGGUUGACAUCAACGUGUUGUUCAAAAAUGCGUUGGACAUGAACACAACCCUCAUCAAGAAGGACGAGUACGAGCAGGCCCAGGCGACGCAUCCUCGUCCACCUCCACCUAGCUCAAGCAGCAAGGGGUCUCCCUCCGUGCCAAGCAGCUCGCACACAAGCAAGAAGACAAAGUCAACACAUGCCCCGUCACCAGUGCCUACACAGGAGAGCGGGAAGAACCCGAGUCCGAGUGGAUACCAGUACUCAAUCUGCACCCAAUGCGGUCGAAGGCACCCCUGAGAGUGUUGGUUUACUUAGGGCUUAUGCCUAGGGUGUGGUCAAGCCAGGCAUUUCCGCAGGGAUUGCCCGACGAACCCUGGCGAGGCGUUUACGACAGCACCCGAAGCUCCAGCCCCAGCCGCCCAGCCCGCUCAGAGCCAAAGAUCGGUAGCAACGUGCACAAACGCAAAGCCCAAAAGGCCGACGCUGAGCGCUAAGUCUAGAGAGGCUCCAGCUCGCACAAACGCAAAGCGCGGAUGCACUGAGUAGUUCGCACAUGACGUAAUCAUGGCGAUCAAUGACUAGGCAAAUUUCGAGGACAAAAUUUUUCUUAAGGGGUGGAUAAUUGUAAUGCCCUACAACCCGAUCUAUUAGAAUUGAUUGUUUUAAAUAAUUAAUUACUGUUCCG